This is a messenger RNA of Spirometra erinaceieuropaei, 7384 nucleotides long. Lineage: Eukaryota; Metazoa; Platyhelminthes; Cestoda; Diphyllobothriidea; Diphyllobothriidae. The record is from the annotation of a GenBank genome assembly.
AUGGCGCUCGCAGACGUCGAAGUAUUCGAAGACGCAGUCCCCCUGGUUCGUAGCUGUCCAGCCCUCAACGAGAUUCGCACUUCGGGGGAAUUGAAAGACCUCGUCAUAGAGGUAGCUGUCUUUUCUGUUACCGUUCUUUACACGGAAAUUUGUUCAUGCUUGUUAGGUGAAGGACGGCGCUAUUCUCAAUGCCCAUCGGAUCAUACUAGCGGCUCGAAUUCCAUCAUUGCGAGCUGCUCUCAGUGGCGCCCUUGGGAAGGAUAAUUCGGUGCUAAAAUGGCCGACGGUGCCUCUGAAGUAAAGUCAUCCUCCUUUCUCUGAUUUUGCUUUUGCACUUUCUAGCCUCGCAAAUUCACUCCUCCAGUAUGUGUACACCGGGCAGUUGGAGGUGACCCAAACGAAUGCGAUGGCCAUAGUGAUGUUUGCGAAAAUGAUGAAACUUUCUGAUCUGGAGAAUUGGGGAGUUCAAUUCAUGUCUAAUAGGUAAGCAAGUGCCGGUUCUUUCUGUUUAACUGUCCGCUGUAAAGAGUGAAUUUAGAAAAUCUGGCAACCACAUGGGACUUUGCCAGAUCUUCGAAUAUGGGAUCACUGAUGGAGACUUGCAUCAAUCUGAUGCAAGCGCAGUUUACGAAUUUCGUCUCUACUGAGCUCUUUAUUCGUCUACCAGCUGACACCGUGCUGACUUUGUUGCAAAACGACGAUCUGUCAGUGGACUCCGAAGAGGCAGUUUUUGGGGCGAUUUCAAGCUGGGUGGCUGCCGGCGAUAAAGAGUGCGAUAAUGAGAGACUGAGAUUGCACGCCCCGGAAAUGCUAAAGGAGGUUCGUUGGUGUCAGACGACUCUCCAAUUCCGCAGUCGCCUACUCAAUAGUCAUCCAAUGUUUCGGGAAGGCUUUAACUGUGUGUAAGUAUAUGCUCUUCCAGUUCGUCAUUUAUUUUCUAAUGAAAGUCGCUUUAUGGCUCAGGUGGAGCAGUGGAUGACCUACGCAGACAAAAACAAGCCUCCAUGUCCCUUCAACCGACGUCGGAGACCGCCUCAGAUGAUCUUCGUAUUUGGAAAGGACAAAGAUCAGGACAGGUGGUCUGUCCUGCGUUUCGAUCCGCAGCUGCAAAAGGAAGAGAGGAUUGCCGACAUGCAGAAGCGUGAAGACGCCACCUACAGUCUCGUGGGCGGUGAGUUGCCUGACAGUUACGCAUCUCCUCUUCUGCGCACCUGCCUUGUUUUCCUCUUUUGUCUAAUUUCGCCAGUUGGUGUCUCCUUUUUGCCGGAAUUAUAACAAACACACAGACUCCUGCCAGUACAGCUGCCAUCGCCACACAAUGCAUAGGAUUGUAGUAGUAGUAGCAGUAAUUGAGGGGUUUUGAGGUCUCGGAGUUUUCCAUUCGUCUGGCCUGCCCCCGACGCGUUUGCUGUUUUCCCUCUUCAAUUUACCCAACCGUGUCUCCACCUGCGUGGUCUGUGUCCGUCACUGGCGGUCACUCAACUGGGAGAUUUGUCCGACGAUGAUAUUCCCCCUCUUUCUGUCAACUGCACGCUUUUUUUAUUUUAUCUUUUCACUUUAACUUUCUUCCGCUCAAUUUUAUGAAACUUUUUUCUAUCCCACCUCACCCCCACGGAAGAGAGCAUUUUCGUGGUUGGAGGAAACACUGCGCAAGGGAGCUACUCCACGAGUGUCGAGGAGUUUCUGGUGGCAGAACGGCGCUGGUGCAAACGGGCGUCCCUCGACGUUGGACGUCGCGUGCACGCAGCUGCAGUUCUGACGGAAGCCGGAGGGGAGGCGCUUAUCGGCGUUUUCGGUGGAUUGGGUAACGAUGGAUGCCUUUCCUCUUGUGAAGUCUAUGAAGUCAGUCGCGACAGGUGAGAGCACACUCGUCCUGGCGCCUCCUUCUUUUUUCUUGCAAAAUCUUCCUGUUUUGCCUCCUCAGUCGUCGCCUCCUCCUCCUCACACACAGGUGGUUCAAACUGCCCGAUCUGCGAGAGAAGAGGAGCUCCACGGCGGCUGCCUGCCUGCCCGGCGACAGUCGAAUCUUCGUUUUUGGCGGCUGGAAUGGCUCCUCCUCCGGGCUGGCUUCUGUGGAGUUCUGCCACCUGCGAGCAGACUGGCGAGAGAGGGCGACCUCGUCGGACUUUUGGCAGCCAGCCGCACCCAUGAGAACUGCACGAGGCGGGCUGGCAGCGACACACUUUCGGGGGAAAAUCAUUGUCGCCGGGGGAAAUGGUGGUGGAAAGAGAUUAAACGUGGUGGAGAUGUUCACACCACCAGAUGCCAGGUGUCCCCAGGGCCAGUGGACAGAACUGGCCGGCAUGAAGGAACCCCGCAAUUAUUUCGCUCUUCUCACCUCCACCGACGACGCCAUCUUUGCUCUCGGUAAUGACGCCUCUUCCUUCUUUGUUUUACACUGACUGCAUUCCUUCACUCUCCUCUCUCUUUCAUGCCAUUCCAUGUCCUUUUCUGCUUAAUCCCUUUUUAUGAGGAAGAUUAAGACAUCCCUAGUGAUGGCAACCAUGUGUAAAUGUGACUUUGCCUGGCGUUUCGUAAACACAACGAGGUUAGCGCCGAUGGUAGUCCGUUUGUAGUGCAAAUAGUCUGCUUAUUAAAGUAGAUUUUUACGAGAAUUAUGCAGCCGAAUGGUUAAAGCGUCUUCAGUAGAUACUGCGUUCAAAGCUUACUUUGUCUACUUUGCGUUUUAUUAAAAUAAUUUUUUGUCUAGCGGUAUUGUACAAAUCGUAUGCUAAUUUUGUCUAUUUUGAUAUUUAUGAAAGUUGAAUUUUACUGGAAUUAUUCACAAUUUGCAGGCUCAGGAAACACGGUGGAGACUUUCACAGCACCAGGCGGGCCAGCUGAUGUCAACAACGACUUGACAGCUUGGAGCUGGUCGUCGAAGAAACCACUGGAGACGCUCGCAAAGAUCGCUGGAGCUGCAAGCAUUCGCAUGUAAACUUCUGCGUUUCUUGAUGUUCCUUCUUUGACCCACAUGUUAAGAAAUAAACGACUUGCAAUGUAAGCUGUUUUGUCGUUUUUUUGAAAACGUCGAAUGGGUGUGGGGUGCCCAACACCUAAGGCAACCGAUUAAUGGCGUGUUUAUCUCUGAAGGGAACGAAAUGUAUGAACCAGUUAAUUUUUUACGAGGGAGAUGCUCGUUUUCCGGAUUAAUGCUUGAUUAUGGAGAGAAAUCAUUGUCGCCAGCGGGUAUGAUACUGGAGACGAAUUAGAUUUAGUGGUGGAGAUGUUCUCACUGCCAGGUGUCCUUAGCGGGUUUAAUAAACAUGGCCUCCAAUUUUUUUUGUUAGAAAAAACACCAAAAGGGUGUAAAUUGUCCAACUCUUGGGGUGAAAAAUAAUCUCUAGCAUAUCUCUGCGAGGAAUGAGAGAUGUGGUCGACGUAAGUUUGGCAAAGAGAUGCCCAUUUGCUGACGGAGUGAGCAACACUAGUAAGAUCGCAGAUCGGGGAGCUUGUGUGUUAAUAUGAAUGGCACACGUACUACUUACUGAGGCGACAGGAGCAGUUAGAGAGUGGACGGCGGACCUGGCACUAUGAAUUAGGACAUAUGUCACCAAGUCUGAAUAGUGUCCCACUCCAAAAGCAAAUUUGCCCACCCCCGCGAAAUGCGAUAGACUGCUGUGUGAGUUGCUAUCGGCCUUCUCUAUUAAGGGAAACGUUACACUCAGUAUUCGGUCGACGGAAGAUGUCGGAUGCAUGUACGCUGUCCGUCUCCGUAGCAUAAAUUGAUCCUUUUCUUCAUCUAAAAAGAUUAAAAGGUUGGACUGUCUCGGGAUUUAUGCUUAGCAAAGAUUUCACCAAGCACGACGAGCUCACAUGAAUGAUGUCAAGGGUAUUUAAGAAAACGCAUGUUCAAAUAUAACCCAGGUUAGUGAUUUGGAUGUAACCAGAGAUACGAUUAACUGAAUCGGCACUAUCUACGUGGGAAGGCCCUGAUUCUUCUUGCGUACCGGGUGGACAGUCAGUCAUCAGGGGCGCAUCUCGAGUUGAUGGCCCCUGGACAGUGAGGCGGCCUGCGAGCCUGCCGAGAGAAAAUCGAUCGUGCUCGAUGGAUGACGCAGCUGGCAGAUUUCACUAGAUGGCCGAAAGCGGAUUCGACAAUCUACAGGACUGUUUCACCGAACGUAGGUGCAAGAUGUCCAGUCAAUUGCAAAUUCACUGAAAGAUCACAUGCAAUGCGAAUCCUUAAGCUACGUAAUGGUUUCAUUUUUUCAACUGUCCGUGUUGAUGUAUUCGCAUAAAUUAGAUAUGCAUAAUCCACGACAGUAAACCAAGUGGGAUUUUAGAAUUAAUUCGACGCGCUCCGUAAGGAGCGGAUUUAUCUACGUUAAAAUUCGUCGUAGCGGAAUGUACAUUAAGUAAACAAACUGUUUUUAUUAACAUCCUACACUGUUUUAAUAUAGACACAGUCUGAGCGUCUGUCUGGCAUUAAUUGGAAAGGGGCAAUCAGCAAAUUUCAACAUUAUGUCGACUUCAGCCUGCCAGGAAAACCUCAUUUCUAACAAAAAUUCCCGUUUCCAAAGUCAUAGAAUCGCCAAAGUCAGUUUUUAGGACAAAGGAUGAUGUAAGUAAUUAAAAAACGGCUAGAUCGAGAACAGUCACAAUUUAAACAUAUUUACUCGGGAAAUCGUCAAACGAUUUACGAAAAGCUGAAAAGAAUGCGGACGUUAUGAUUAUAUUCAUCCGCAUGAUAGCAUAGGAAUUGCAGCUUAUAAAAAUGUCACCCUCUGUACGUCCACAACAUCGGUCUGUUGCUGUCCUUAGCCGAAAAGGGAUCGGGAAGCUCGAGUGAACUUUAUUUUCGUCCAAGCUAUCGAGUGAUUCUCAUCACAUCAAAAUGACACCGUUAAGAAUGCUCUACUUCUGAAAAAUAAGUGGUUUCAUUCUCCGAAGUUGCUACUAAGCCUAACUGGUGCUAUUCGAACCCACAACGGCAAAGAGAGGCUUUAGUACGGCCAACGCUCUAGCCACCUAAGAUACGAGGUCCCACCGGACGACGCGAAUUUAAUCAUAUCUUAAUCAAGUUUACUCGUGUGAUCUACUGCAAAGUCUGGUAUCCACCAAAUCUGAUAAAGUAGGCUGACAUUCUAAGCAGGAUUUUCUAAUUUAUACAUUUAGAAUCCACCAGAUGGCUAAGGGUUUCACGAAAUUCAUAGCUAUUAUGGCAGAUACGAUUAAUGUAGCGUCGUCCGGUGGAGCCUUUUAGCUCUGUUGGCUAGAGCGUUGGCGGUACUAAGGCUACCUAAAGCUGAAGUGGGUUCAUACACCAUAGAGGCGCCGAGUAUUUCAUAUGCGUAUCAAAAUGACUCGUUUGUGUACUUGCGUUUAAUACGGCAAUAUCGACAACAGUCGGUCAAGCUGCAAUAGGCUCGUAUUGCCAGUCAAAAUAAGGAGAUAUGGAUUACUUGACAUAGUAAAACGCUUGCUGUCGUGGGUUUCAGUCACACCGUGGCACCGAGGUUAUACAGUUCGAUCGAGGUGGAUAACUGAGACUUUAGGAAAUAUAUUCUGUAAACUGAAGGGGAUAUCUGUUGUGGCGGAUAGGCAAUUCAAGACUACACAGUGGUAAUACCGUCAGGUGUGGCACAACACUGACGAGUUAGGUAAAUACCCCGCAAGCUGGUUGCAAACCUGCAGCUCUGUAUUACGUAUUACAAAUGCUGCACUCAUUGCAUUAGGGUUCCUGUCAUCAAUAUUCACAAACCAAGUGACAGAUGCGAGCAGAUCACGCCACUCUAGGUGCAACGAUUUGUACUUAAAUCUGCUGAUCCAAUGCGGAGGGAGGGAGGGAGCUGGCUGGGUGGGGUUUCGUAUGUGCAGAUAGCAGGCGCGCUCGUGUUGCGUACUAUCAGGGUGGGACAUCGAUUCCCGUAAAAAAAGAGGAUGACGCACUCUCUACUCGAUCUUCUCUUCAGCCUCACAGCCACUGAACCCCCGGAUUACGCUAGUCCUCCACCUUAGCAAAAUGUAGCCACAGGUGAUUCAGAUGGUUGUGUGGAAUCGCUGUCUUUCAACUGCUGUUUGUUACAUUAAGUCUGCUGCAGAGCGUGCUGUCGAUCAGAGUUAGGUAAACACCGGGCAAAACGCACUGCUAGAAAACUGCACAAACUUCUAUGAAGUACAGGCCUCUGGUUUAAACUUGUGAAGCAUAAAGGCUCCUGCAUCCGACGAAAUCGCCGACAGACUGGCAGGGUGAGUCCGCUCACUCUGGCAGCCUGGAAUGUUCAUUCCCUUUUAGACAAUCCAAGGAGCAACCGACCGGAACGGAGGAGGGCGCUAGUGGCACGAGAACUGACGCGCUACAAGGUGGACAUCGCCGCACUCAGCGAUACCCGAUUCUCCGAACAAGGCAAACUGGAGGUGGCUAGGGCCGGCUACACCUUCUUCUGGAGUGGCCGACCCAGGGCAGAGCGACGAGACGCGGGUGUCGUCCUCGACAUCCGGAACGACAUCGUGGGACGACUGCCCAGUCUGCCGCAGGGAAUCAACGAUCGCCUGAUGAGCCUCCGUCUGCCUCUAAGGCAGGCGUGGGGGCAAAUUCGCCACCAUCAUCAACGCCUACGCUCCGCCGAUGACCAGCGCCGACGCCGCCGCAAUAGACAAAUUCUACGAGGACCUGCACGCCCUCUUGGCGACUGUGUCGAAGGCGGACAAGUUGAUUGCCUUUGGCGACUUCAACACCCGCGUCGGCACAGACCAUACUGCCUAGAGAGGAGUGCUGGGUCCCCACGGUCUCCGCGGCUCCAACGACAAUGGUCUGCUGCUGCACCGCACCUGCUCAGAACACUGCCUCAUCCUGACGAAGGCCUUUUUCGGUCUGUCGGAGCGAGAGAAGGCCACCUGGAGGCAUCCUCGGUCCCGUCGGUGGCACCUGCUGGACUACGUCCUCGUCCGGAGGCGAGAUCAGCGGGACGUGCUGGUGACAAAGGCGAUCGCGGGUGCUGAUGGGUGGAACGACAAUCGCCUCGUCAUCUCGAAGAUGCGUACUCGCCUACAACCUCGCAGGAGACCACAAGGUAAGCGAACCCCAGGUAAGCUGAAUACUGCCUUGUUGUCUUUGCCCGCUCACCAUCUCCAUUUCAGCAAUGAGCAAGCUCAACGGCUAGACAAAAUUUCCAUCACCGAUGCAGCCGACGAAGAGGCCACCAUUGCAGAGAACAUCUCCUUGGAGAACCCCUGGUGUCAACUACGAAACACGGUCCAGGCGACGACGCUCGCCGUCCUCGGUCUCGUUCCCCGUCAACGCCAGGACUGGUUCGACGACAACGACGCCAUCAGAAAUAUGCUAGCUGAGAAGAACCGCCUACACAAAGCCUGCGUAGAUCACCCCACUGAUGACAACAAAGCUGCUUUCUCCCGCAGACGCCGCCAGCUUCAUCAAUGA